Molecule: messenger RNA, 750 nt
Organism: Amoebophrya sp. A25
Lineage: Eukaryota; Dinophyceae; Syndiniales; Amoebophryaceae
Source: the annotation of a GenBank genome assembly
UGUAAGUGGCGCGGGGAGUGGUGAUGGCCUAGGGAUUAGAGCCGGAGCGGGAGCACCCGCUGAGGGUGCACGACUUCCACUGACACCGGCCCCAGGUGAUGGCAGACUGGGUGCAUCUGGUACAAUGCCAGCGACUGCGCAAGGGAAGGCGGCUGGCGGUGAUUCUGCUGGCGGUGGUGGCGUGAGUGGGCCUGCAUCGGUCGAAGGCACGGAGAGGGGCCAGGGUGCUUCUGCGAGGUGGGGGCCAGGAGGUAGCGAAACAAACUCCGGAGAGACCCGGACAACAGGCGCAAAACUUCUCCUACAGGAAAAGCACCGCGCGACCACGACGGCGCCGGCGGCAACUGGGGUGGCAAAAGUUGGAGAGGUGGAGCAGCCCGUCGCAGAUGAUGGCGUCGCAGAGACUGGGGAGGAGCAGUCAUCGGAGGACACUGGUGGCGCCACUGAAACCGCGCACGCAGAGCAACUACUGAACCGAGGAGAGCGUCAAGCAGCUGGCGAAGGAGGUGAGCAGGCUUCUCAGCAGUCUGCAGUUGCAGACGACAAGGGGCAAGGAGAUGCCAGUAGCGGUGCUGCUACCAAGGCAGGACGGAGCCCGCCUUCCGGUCCGACACCAUCUACCCUGGCCGCUGAAGCAGAGCAGGUGGGCCUUUUGGUCGAGCGUGCGCAAUUGGCUGCGAAGGCGACUGCCGAAAGCGCUGGGAAGGCAGAGGAGGUGACCGCAAAGGCAGCGCCGAGGGGAGGCGGCGG